This is a messenger RNA of Portunus trituberculatus (swimming crab), 5652 nucleotides long. RefSeq lists its product as uncharacterized. The coding region runs from base 548 to 1408 and encodes 286 amino acids. The record is from RefSeq and is a predicted model, not a curated record. NCBI's taxonomy places the organism in Eukaryota, Metazoa, Arthropoda, Malacostraca, Decapoda, Portunidae. The transcript has 8 exons.
UAUUAAUAUGGUCUGAACGGAAACACUUAUGGAUACACUGUCUAGCAAGGUUAUCACUAGAUGGGAAUUUAUGGUAUCUUAGGUUGCUGUCCUUACCAGGUGUACAUCCAAAUACAGCGCACACUCUUGCUUUACCCAUUUAACUAUUAAUAUCGUAAUACAAAGCCCGUGAAAAGUACACAAUUGCUGAUAAAAUCUGUCACACAUGAACACACCACCACAACAAUAGACGUAAACAAUACACAUGGUGACGUCAGCGGUUCCAAUAAUGCCGAAGUGCGUUCACCUCUUAGUCUAAUACAUCUUGGGUGGGACACUUCAUGCCACACGUACUUGCAUUUGUGUGUGUGUGUGUGUGUGUGUGUGUGUGUGUGUGUGUGCGUGUGUGUAGCGCAUAAUGUAUGUCUGUGUGUCAGUAAACGUUUGCAGCUACUAUCUUUCGGACUACUACGACCGAGCUCCUCGUCCUCGUGUGUUUUUAGAAUAAAUAAGGACUCACUCCGCGAGUCGCACACGCAUUCUCUUCUGCCACUGCCACAGGAGCAAUAUGAAGUUGCAGAAUCUGGUGGCAUUGGCUUCCACUGGGACCUUCGUAAUGUUACUCUUAAUCUGGACGUCUUUCGACAAGCUACCCGACAUUAUCGUCAAAACUUAUAAGCUAAGUAGUAUGUAUCACACAGUGAGUCACAAUAACACAACGCUGCAGUGCCGCGUGCCGGGCCUGCAAAGUAUCGAGCAGUACCGGGCAUACCUGCACAACACCGAGAUCACCUGCAAGAACCUAGUCAGUAGGCCGUUUGGAGGAAAGCCGCCUGCACCAGAGGCUGGGAUGAAGAUGGUGUGUCUUGACGACAAAUUCAUUAUCAAGCCAGGGAGCUGCGUGGUAUUCUCCUUCGGUGUUGGCAACGAGUGGUCCUUCGAGGAUGAGUUUGAUAAGUUUGGAUGCAAAGUGUAUGCCUACGACCCCACCAUGAACAAAAAGGACCACCAGCGCUCCCCAAACGUCAAGUUCUUUGCUACAGGCAUCGGCAGCUUCAGGGGCACUAUGAAUGUUGGGAUGGGAAAGAAAUGGAGUAUGCAAAAGGUGGAUCGCUUCGAGAACCUGGUGCUGCAGGCGGGGGAGGAUGGACGCGAGAUCGACUAUGUGAAGUUGGACGUGGAACUUUCGGAGAUAGACUUUCUGCAAGACAUGCUGUUCAACUCGCCUCACGUCCUGGCCAGGAUCAAGCAGAUAGCAAUGGAGGUCCACGACGGCUACUUUAAAGAAGACAAAAGUGACUUCAGCCAAACGAGCAGACAACAAGUGUUCUGGCCUUACUUUAUGCUGAUGAGGUGUGCCAGGUUCAAGCUGAUCCACUCGCGGAAUGCAGGGGCUUGGAGAGAGGUGGUGUGGGCGAGGGACUACUGAGGCAUCGCUCAAGGAUACUGCAUGCUGAACGAUGGAAGAAGAGACAGGACGGUAGAAACAGGAGGAAGGAUGUGUGUGUGUGUGUGUGUGUGUGUGUGUGUGUGUGUGUGUGUGUGUGUGUGUGUGUGUGUGUGUGUGUAUUCAAGUUCAAGUUCAAGUUCAACAAAUUUAUUCCAAAACAAUACAUACAUGUAUAUGAAAAAAAAAAAAAUAAGUACAUUCGUGGAAAGGUCUGCAGAGAUAAAUCUCAUUAUGCAGACUUAUGGACAUUAUACAGGAUUUAUUUCACUCAGUCCAAAAUAGUGACAAUACAAUCUUGAAAAUCCCCCCAAAAAGAUAGCAUUAUAAAUCUAAAAAUUCGUAAAGCCUAGUAAUAUGAAAAAAUGAAAAAAUGCCGUUAUUCAGGAAACAGUAUUGUACGCAUGAUAAAUCAUAAUGCAUAUAAUUCUAUUGUGUACAUACAUGACCAAUUAUUUUGAGCAUUACUGUAACGAUUGAAGAUGAUAAAGAUGCUUUUUUACUCUAAAUUUGAAGCUAUUGACUGACAAUGUAUUAUAUUCACAUUUUAUUGAUAGAGGUAGUGUGUUCCAAACUUCAGGACCAAGACACAUAAUAGAAUUUCGAAAGAGUGUAGUUCUAAAAGGAGGAUAAACCAUAUUUAUCUGGUUAUCACGAGUGGCACGAAAAUGUUCUUGAAUAGAAAAAAAAUGUCAGCAUUAUUUUUUAAUGAUUUGAAAAUAUCGAGUAAGAGGAAGAAUUUAAGUUGGAAAAUAUUUCCUCUGUCGAGUCAUAUCAUUCUUAAAAUAUAUUUCUGGUUUUUUAGUAAUACAUCCAGGAAAGAUAGCCAUGUACAACCCCAAAUACAAUAUAUUAAUUUAGAAUAACACAGUGUAUAGUAAAGAGUUAACAUUGAUUUUACAGUAAAUUUAUCUCUAACACGAUACAUUAUUCCAGUGACUUUUGAUAAAGUUACAGACACAUUAGCAAUAUGUUCCCUCCCAUUUGGAUGAUCAUCAACUGUAACUCCUAAAAACUUCGUAGUUUUAACAUGAUUAACAAAGCGAUUACCUAGUUUUGCUGGCGUUAGAUUAUGAAUCAAAGACCUAUUCUGAAACAGCAUAACAUGUGUUUUAGCAAUAUUUAAUUUCAACUUGUUAACUUUAAUCCAAUUAUUGCAUCAUUUAACUCCUGGGAUAAUUUUGAGUGAAGAACAUGGAGGUCAGAAUCGGUGAUUGUGAAACUAGUAUCAUUACUGUACAUAGUAAAAUGAGCAUUACAACUAGAAUUUACAAUAUCAUUGAUGUAGAUCAAGAAUAAAAUUGGAUCUAGUAUUGAGCCCUGAGGUACACCUUGUUUAAUAAAUUUGUACUCAGAAAAAAAUAUUAUUACAAAAACCUAAUUGUUUGCGGUUUGAUAAAUAACUUUUCAAAAGAUUAAAACAUGGUCCCCUAACACUAAUAUCAUUUAAUUUGGCUAGUAAAAUGUCAUGGCUUAGUGUGUCAAAAGUUUUGGAAAUAUCAAGAAACACACUUGCAACAAAAUAAUUCCUGUCUAAUUCAGUAUAUACCUUUGAAACAAAACUCAGAAUCCCUGCCUGCAUAGACAAAUUUUUCCUAAAUCCAAACUGGCAUUUUGUUAUUAGACUAUUGUUCUCAAGAAAACCAUAAAGUCGACUUGCAAUGGCCUUUUCAAAGAUUUUACUAAUAGAUGGUAAGAUGGAUAUUAGCCUGUAGUUAUCAAUCACAUUUUUGCCCCCAGACUUGUGAAUAGGUAAGGCUUUUGCUAUUCUUAGUUUAUCGGGGAAAACACCAUGACGGAAAGAUAAAUUAAUAAUAUGUGUAAGUAGAGUCAAAAUGCUACCCAGUGUUUGUUUUAAUAAAGAGGCACUAAUUUCAUCAGAGCCGAAAGAAUUAGUUUUUAAAGAUUUAAUAAACCCCUCGAUUUCUGUUUCGUCACAUGGGAAAAGAUACAUUGAAAAAUUAGUUGUGGGUGUAAAAUAAUUACAAAAUCAGCGAUUUGACUAUCAUCGUUCGUAUUGAAAGAAUCAAGGAUAUUGAUGAAGUGAUUGUUAAAGGCAUUAGCUGUAUUACAGUCUGUAAUAGUGUUUAGGUUAAUGGACACAAUAUUACUAUUAGCCUGGCCAGCUCUACCCAAAAUUUUAUAUAUCAUAUUCCAUGUUUUUUACCUUGAGUGGCUUUGAUUUUAUAUUUAUAAUAUUUGUUCUUAGCAUUACGCGACAAGGUUGUUAGAAGGUUUCUAUGUUUUUUAUAUCUAUUCUUAUAAGUCAUGGGCCAUUUACUUGCAAGCCUGGAAAGUCUGUGCUUUUCUUUAAUGCUGCGAAUUAGACCUGGUAUUAAAUAUGUGCCACUAGAAGACGUUUUUUUUUUUUGUUGUUGAUAUUUAAGAGGAAAAUUAGUUUGAAAGAUUGCGUUAUAUAUAUUAAAGAAAUUAUCAUAAACAAUAUUAGGACAAUCACAACUGAGCACCUCAUCCCAACUCAGCCGCGCCACGCUCUCCUCAAAGUUACUCACCCUCCUGGGACUAAAAACCCUCUUAGACACGCGUCGCGCUGGUUGUGUUGGGGUGACGUGUACAUGAAAACAUGACACAAUUGGAAAAUGAUCAGAUAUAUCAGAAUAUAUAAUAUACUUUCUAAUGUUCUUAUAGACUUGGUUGGACCAGAUGUGAUCUAUAAUGGUAGCAGUGUUACCAGUAACUCAAGUGGAUUUAGUAGUCAUGGGAAAUAAGGAAAAUUUAUACUUCAAACUUAGAAAAUCGAUUAGGUAGGGAGUAUUCUGAUUAAGUAAAUUGAUAUUCCAAUCACCAAAAUUAUAAACAGCAGUAUAUGUCUUGCAACUAAUAAAAUCAAGUAAACUAUUCAUUUUAUCUGUAAAGUCAGUUAAAUUACUAUUAGGAAGUCGAUAAACCGAGGCUUAAAAAAAAAUAUACACUUUUGCCACGGUUAUUCACCACGGUCGUCUGAUGGUUACCUAGCUGGGUGUGUUCGUGUUUAUAAGAAAUAGAAAAAUAACUUUUCGGUGCUAACAGAACACAGUGGUGUUGACCUAUUAACAAUAUUUUGUAAGUUUAAUAAAAAGGGGGUUAACCUCACCGAUCGUCACCCAUCCAACCACUAACCCAGUGAUACCCAUCUUGUGGUACGUGUGCCGUGUGUGUGUAUAGAUUGUCACCUUGUAGUGACAUGGGCCUUUGCCUUUUAGCGGCCCAGAGUACGUGUGUCACUAGUGGUACAUUAAGGCUUUCCAGGUGGUACGGUACAUGAGCACUUUUGGGAUCAUAUGUGAUUUUUUAUUCAAAUAAAUUCAUUCAUUUCUCAUAAAGAAAUAUUAUUACCUUGCACAAAAUAAUGUGGCAUCAAUCAGCUGAUGGAGAAGAAACAAAUGUAUCCCUCACAUUAAAUUAGAUUGUGUUCCUUAUUAGUUCAUAUGCGUGUUCUACUUGUGAAUAAAUUGAUAUUUGCUGGAAUAGUGUUUUUGGAACCAUGUGGUACGCGUGGUCUCCGCGGGACCUCCAAGUGAUACUCGCUCAGGAAAAGUUUGGGAACUACUGCACUAACCACACACGCCUCGUUGCUUCGCUUUACUGGUCAUCAUCCAUCCAACCACUAACUACACGCCUCGUUGCAUCGCUUUAUUGGUCAUCAUCCAUCCAACCACUAACCACACGCCUCGUUGCAUCGCUUUACUGGUCAUCAUCCGUCCAACCACUAACCAAACGCCUCGUUACUUCACCUUACUGAUCGUCACCCAUCCUUUCAGCUGUAACAGACAGGCAGGAGUCACGGAUGGGUGUCGAGGAGGCAACCUGUGCUUGGCUGUUAAAUCGCCGCUUAAAACGGUACAAACACCGAUGAAGAGAAUAUUACUUUCAUCUAAUUUUACAUGACAGACUGACCCUCGUCAUGUUUACAGUAGUAUUGUACCCCUCUCUAAAGAGAGCAUGACAAGAACUUUUUUUGAUAUUUAAGAAUGUCAGUGAUAUCAUUCAUUGAUUUCCUGGAAUUUAACAAGAAGGACAUAUCUUCAAGCAACAUCAUGCUGAGGGAUUCCGUCUGCCCAUUCCCAAUGGUUUUGGUUGACGUACAGCAGGUGUGGGGAAACUACAGCCGGCGGGCCGCCUGCGCCCGUCCAAAGGAAUUCAUGUGGCUCGACAUAUGUUAGUAAAUAUGAACGAGGUGUACAUACGCGUGGGAGAGUAGCUUUUUCUUUAAAACCUUUUACUUU